Molecule: messenger RNA, 2188 nt
Organism: Pristis pectinata (smalltooth sawfish)
Lineage: Eukaryota; Metazoa; Chordata; Chondrichthyes; Rhinopristiformes; Pristidae
Product: dual specificity protein phosphatase 1-A-like
Exons: 5
Coding region: 186-1115 (309 amino acids)
Biological process (GO): protein dephosphorylation; endoderm formation; negative regulation of MAPK cascade
Cellular component (GO): cytoplasm; nucleus
Molecular function (GO): MAP kinase tyrosine/serine/threonine phosphatase activity; protein tyrosine/threonine phosphatase activity
Source: RefSeq, a predicted model, not a curated record
CCGGGUUCCGAGACUAUAAAAUAAUUGCACCGGAGUUUAGCAGGUUUAUUGAAACUAGGAGAAGAAGAUUUAUUUGCCAAGCACAACUUUAAUUCGUCUUAAUUCCGACUGACCCGCCAGUUGUCGCUGAAGGAGUCGGAACAGAUCUGUAAGAGAAGCGGACUGCCAUUCAUCGGGUGUCCAACAUGGUAACAACGGAAUCGCUGGAGAUCGAGAGCUGUCACUUGGUGCAACUGAUGGUGGAGGAACAGGGACCCAUACUCAUCCUGGACUGCCGUUCCUUCCUGAGCUUCAAUGCGUCCCACAUCAGGGGCUCACACAACGUGUACUGCAACACCAUCGUCAAGCGCAGGUCGAAAGGAGCCAUCGCCCUGGACUGCAUCCUGCCCGAAGACAGCAUCCGCGCCGGCCUGAGCUGCGGAUCCUACCCCCGGGUGCUGGUCCUGGACGAGAGGAGCGCGAGUGUGGCCACGCUGGGCCGGGACAGCACGGCCCGGCUCGUCCUAAACACCCUGAGUUCCCAGCUCGACACCAGCACCUUGAAGAUCUACUUCUUGAAAGGAGGUUACGAGACUUUCCACUCGCUCUUCCCGGAGAUGUGCACGGAGGCGCUCAGCGCGUACCCGCCGGCGGGCUCCGUGCCCACGCUCAUCGCCAGAGGAACGCCGCUGUAUGACCAGGGUGGCCCAGUGGAGAUCCUGCCCUUCCUGUACCUGGGCAGUGCCUACCACUCGUCCAGGAAGGAGACACUGCAAUCCCUGGGGAUCACUGCGCUGCUCAAUGUCUCUUCCAACUGCCCCAACUGCUUCGAGGGAGUUUUCCAGUAUAAGUGCAUCCCUGUGGAGGACAGUCACAUGACUGACAUCAGCGCCUGGUUUCAGGAAGCCAUUGAUUUUAUUGAUUCUGUGAAGAACAGUGGCGGCAGAGUCUUGGUGCACUGUCAGGCUGGGAUCUCCAGGUCUGCCACCAUCUGCCUGGCCUACCUGAUCCGGACACAGCGAGUGCGGCUGGAAGAAGCCUUCGACUUUGUCAAGCAGCGGAGGGGCGUCAUUUCUCCAAACUUUGCUUUCAUGGGACAGUUGCUGCAGUUUGAAACCAAAGUGCUGUGUCACUAGAGACUGGCUUUUUAGCGAAGAGAAGGUUAAACGUCAACCGGUCCUCAAGAGCGAUGCAUGAUGAUCCAGACCUGCCAGUGUCAGCAGCUCACUGAGGAGCCUUGCAAUACCAGGAAGUCUGUUACGUUUCGGAUGCUCUAGAUUGUUGGUAUCAACAGACAAGACAAGAAGGCAGGGCAAUGGCACACUUCAAUCUGGCAUAGGUCCUUACAAGCAGCUUGGAUGGUCCAGGUUUCAGAUUAGCUCAACAAUGAGCCAUGCAAAUGUCAGCAGACAUUGGCUUCACUCUGGACUUGCAACCUCAGAUUAAAAAAGCAGCAUCUCUCACUGAUCAUGAGAUGGUCAUCUGUAGAUCCCUGCUACAAUACCAGUGCGAUGUGGCCCUAAACCCACCCCUUUCCUGUAGAUCUCACUGGUAUCAUUUCCCUAUGUUACGCGCCAAUCUGUGGUGCCGCUGAGAGGGUGAGUCUUGCUGCUUGUUUGGGAGGUUUCACUGAAUAACUAAACGUUUGAAAACAACGGAUGUGAACCUUUGGCCAUUACUGCUCUUACUCUGUACACCAAUUUUCGAGUUGGUGUGUUGGGACCCACUCUUGAGGAUAUCCUUUUGGAGAUUGUCCAAAGAGGAAAUGCUGCUCUUAUUUGUUUCAUUUUUGAGCCUUCCUAGGCUUCUGGAACAUUCCAAUGUUUACCGUUCAAUGCAGACUCUGAGCCAUCCUACUGAGAAGCAUUCUUGACCUCAAGUGUACCUCAGUCACAUGGGAGACACACUUUGACAAUAAAUUAGUUUGAACUGCGAGUGUUUGGAGCCCAAGGGGAGGAUACAGAUGGUAUAAUGGCUGGUCCUUUAUACACUGUAGAUAUCACAAUCACCCUGGGUUCCCAUCAGCUUGCUCUUGAAAUGUCACAAAGUGUAACUUAAAUUCUCUGUUCUAAGAGAACUCUACCUGCUAACGUCCUUAAAGGAAAGUACUUUAUAUAUUUUAUUACCUGUUCAGUAAAUGUUUCCAGUUUCACUAAUGUAUUACUGAGAUAAUUUAUUACAUUGGAAAGUAAAAUAUUUAGAAAAUUUU